This is a messenger RNA of Seminavis robusta, 725 nucleotides long. Lineage: Eukaryota; Bacillariophyta; Bacillariophyceae; Naviculales; Naviculaceae. The record is from the annotation of a GenBank genome assembly.
UGAACUUGGACAAGAUGGCGAUCUUUCUACCACCUGUUCGUCGUCGACCAUGAUGUAUUGACAAGACCGACUUUUUUCCAAACUAGCUAGUGACAAUGACAAAGGAUUCAACGUUAAAGGAAGCUGGUCGACAGCUGGAAGAAGAAGUGGAGCGUCAGAUGGCUCUGUGGGGCACCUCAGAAUGGACGGCAGCAGCAGAAGAAGAAGAGCAGACCACAAAGACAACUACCGGUACCGCCGAUACAGUUGACCCUGAUGAUCCCGAUGCCAUGAUGGCUCUCUUUUAUGCCAAACAAAAUGCUGCUGCAGCGGCUGCCGAAUCCUUGCCCGUGAAAGUAUGGGCUCGCAAUAUCGUUUCAUUGUCUAAGCAGAGUUCUAUGCAAGAGUCUUCUGGUCCCAACCAACCACAAACCAGCAAUGCGCUUCUACAUGUAGAACAAGAGAAGAAACUUCAGGAGAGGCAAUCCGCAUUGGUGGAUCAUCUCUGCCUGCAAUUCUUGCAAUAUCAAGCAGCGUGAGCUGGUCCUGUUGCUGGGCUCACGGCACAGUAGUAGCUAGGUAGAGUGAGCCAGAAAUUCAAAUGGUUCAUAGCUGCCGGUACUAUACUGGACACAUCUUUUUGUAGCUUUAGAAGGAAUGAUUCAAUCUUUCGUCCAGAAAUGGUUUGGAUUUGGCUAAUACCGUAGUGUCAUGAAAAUAACUUUGAUUGGCAAUCAUAUUAUGCU